AUGGUUACAGCAGCAGGAGUCUCCACAACCUUGGUGGCUUUAGGAAUGUUUUUACCAGCGGAGGCUACGGAGGAGAAGGAAGAGGAGAUGGGAUGUGCCUGGGGUUUGGUGGCUGGUGUUAGCAGAGGCAUUGAGGAGGUCCGUGUCAACACCAGCCUGUUGAGGGCAAUAGAUGUACAAGUUGACCCUGAGUUCCAGAGAGUGAGAUUGGAUGAGAAAGAGCAGAUUAAGGAUCUCAACAACAAAUUUGCAUCGUUCAUCGAUAAGGUCCAGUGUCUUGAGCGGCAGAACCAGGCUCUGAUCGCCAAAUGGGAACUGCUGCAGCAGCAAAGUGUCGGACCAGAAGAGAGCAGAAACAUCACCUCCUUCUUCCAGUCUUACAUCAGCAACCUGCAGAGGCAGCUGGAAACGCUCCAGAGCCAGCGGGAGCAGCUGGAUCCGGAAGCUUACAAUAUGCUUCAGUUUGUGGAGGAUUAUAAAAAGAGAUUCGAGGAUGAGAUCAACAAGCGCGCCUCCAAAGAAGAGGAGUUUGUGGAGCUUAAAAAGGAACUGGACAGCGUUUACAUGGGAAAAAUGGAAUUUGACAUUCGGGUGGAAAUCCUGAAGCAGGAGCUUGAGUUCCUCAGAUGCUUGCAUGAAGCUGAGCUGUCCCAGCUACAAACAGUAGUUGGCAACACCAAUGUCGUUCUGUCCAUGGAUGACAGUAGAGAACUGAACAUGGACGGCAUCAUUGAAGAAGUCAGGCAGGAGUACGAGACAAUUGCUCAGAGAAGCAAAGCUGAAGUAGAUGCCAUGUACCGGGGCAGGUACCAGGACCUGCAGAACAUGAGGAGGAAGCUCUGUAUCUCAUGUCUGUCUCACCAGAAAGAGAUCGAACAGCUGAGUUCUGUGCUCCAGAGAAGGCAGCUUGACCUAGAAAAUGUGAAGAAGCAGGCAAUAGAGAUCCCUGACAGGCCAUGUGAUGCUGAGCAGCGUGGGGACUGUGCCCUCAAAGAUGCCCAGGAGAAGGACGCUGAGCUGCAGAAUGCCCUCCAGAAGGCCAAGGAUGAGCUGGCUUGCAUGCUGCGGGAUUACCAGGAGCUGCUGAAUGCCAGACUGGCCCUGGAUAUUGGGAUUGCAACGUAUAAGACUCUACUGGAGGGUACAACCAUGUGUGGGCAGUGUUCAGCCCUUGGGACUCUUCAGCAAAGAAGGUUGGAAAAUGCAAGGAAUGCAAGUGAUGUGACGGAUGGCUUCGUGACCUUCUCCUGCAGGAUACGCUUUGGGAGCCCUAUGAGAACAUGUAGGUAA
Molecule: messenger RNA, 1290 nt
Organism: Pezoporus occidentalis (night parrot)
Lineage: Eukaryota; Metazoa; Chordata; Aves; Psittaciformes; Psittacidae
Product: keratin, type II cytoskeletal 1-like
Exons: 10
Coding region: 1-1290 (429 amino acids)
Biological process (GO): intermediate filament organization; keratinization
Cellular component (GO): keratin filament
Molecular function (GO): structural constituent of skin epidermis
Source: RefSeq, a predicted model, not a curated record